Molecule: messenger RNA, 630 nt
Organism: Phytophthora nicotianae INRA-310
Lineage: Eukaryota; Oomycota; Peronosporomycetes; Peronosporales; Peronosporaceae
Exons: 4
Coding region: 1-630 (209 amino acids)
Molecular function (GO): nucleic acid binding
Source: RefSeq, a predicted model, not a curated record
AUGCGCCACUUGGCGGCAGGUGUCUUUUGUCGUGCUACGACUCGUGUUAAGCCGAAGCUGACAGACGUGCACAAGGCACGCCGCUUGGCUUUUGCUCUUGCUCAUGUGGAGCGAGUAUUUGGAGGAAGAGACUAUAGAAUGCAUCGCAUGUAUGACUACGUACACGUAGAUGAAAAAUGGUUCAAUUUAUACAAGGUAUCGACAAGAUAUUACCUCACCAAGGAUGAGUUUGCACCUUAUCAAGCAUGCCCCAACCGCCGCUUCAUUGGCAAGGUCAUGUUUCUUGUAGCCGUAGCGCGGCCGCGAGUACGUGCGUGUUCAACGAAGCUGGCAAAUAGAGCAAAAGGCACUACUGAGGUGAAAAACGUCAACAGGACGCGAAAGGUGUAUGUGAAGAUGCUCAAGGAAAAACAAGACAACGCUGGACCACAUGUUGCGGGAGACAACGCAGAUAUUCUUGAGGCCGGGAUCGAGCACGGCUGGACGAUAGAUAUGACGUGUCAGCCACCUCGUUCGCCGGACAUGAACGUCCUCGAUCUUGGUCUGUUCAAUGCUAUUCAGAGUGGUCAGUAUCGCUACCCUACACAUAACCUCCAGGGGUUGAUCACUGUAGUGGAAGACGCUUUUUGA